Messenger RNA from Eruca vesicaria subsp. sativa (arugula), 2342 nucleotides. The record is from the annotation of a GenBank genome assembly. NCBI's taxonomy places the organism in Eukaryota, Viridiplantae, Streptophyta, Magnoliopsida, Brassicales, Brassicaceae.
AGGAUGCUGCUUUGGGAGUCCCGGCUGCUUUCUACUCGGAUCUGCUCCCUCCGCGCCGUCUCUUUCCCUCCUCCUCCGCCGUCAUGCAAACUCACAAAACCAAGGUCUGCAUCGUCGGAAGCGGCCCCGCGGCACACACAGCAGCGAUCUACGCCGCUAGAGCAGAGCUCAAGCCUCUCCUCUUCGAAGGAGCGAUGGCUAACGACAUCGCUCCGGGAGGUCAAUUAACAACCACCGCCGACGUCGAGAACUUCCCUGGCUUCCCGGAAGGUAUCCUCGGAAUCGAAAUCGUCGAGAAGUUUCGAAAACAAUCGGAGCGAUUCGGUACAAAGAUCUUCACGGAGACGGUUAACAAAGUCGAUCUCUCCUCGAAGCCGUUUAAGUUAUUCACCGAUUCGAGAACCGUACUCGCCGACGCCGUGAUAAUCUCCACGGGAGCUGUAGCGAGACGGUUAAGCUUCACUGGAUCUGUUGAAUUUUGGAAUCGAGGGAUCUCGGCAAGUGCUGUACGCGACGGAGCAGCUCCGAUCUUCAGGAACAAGCCUCUGGUGGUUAUCGGCGGGGGAGAUUCGGCUAUGGAAGGAGCGGAUUUUCUGAGUAAGUAUGGAUCUACGGUUUAUAUAAUCCACAGGAGAGAUACGUUCAGAGCGUCUAAGAUCAUGCAGAAGAGAGUUUUAUCAAACCCUAAGAUUGAAGUGAUUUUGAACGGUUCGGUGGUGGAAGCCUACGGAGAUGAGGAGGGGAAAGGUGUUCUUGGAGGGUUGAAGGUUAAGAAUGUUGUUACUGGUGCUGUCUCUGCUGUGAGGGUGGCUGGACUGUUCUUUGCUAUUGGUCAUGAUCCAGCUACGAAGUUCUUGGAGGGGCAGCUUGAGCUUGAUGAUGAUGGUUAUGUUGUUACUAAGCCUGGUACUACGAAGACUAGUGUGGCUGGUGUGUUUGCUGCGGGAGAUGUGCAAGAUAAGAAGUAUAGGCAGGCUAUCACAGCUGCAGGAACUGGGUGCAUGGCCGCCUUGGAUGCAGAGCAUUACUUGCAGGAGAUUGGAUCUCAAGAGCUUAGAGUGAUAAGAGAAGACGUCGGAGAAAGACCAAUUAUAAUUAAAUUUGGUCAAGUUGUAAGAGCAGAUCCAGUCACGGUAUUUAGAGAAAAACCCGAGAGUGAAAGGCAAACAAGAAAUAAGUGGAGCCCAACUGAAGAUGGUGUUCUUAUUAGUGCGUGGUUAAAUACAAACAAAGAGCCUAAUGUGGGUAGUAAUGAACCAAGAGCUGCUGCUUUUUGGAAAAGAAUUGCUGCAUAUUAUUCAUUAAGUCCUGCAGUUGCAAGUCUAGCAAAACGAGAAUGGAAUCACUGUAAGCAAAGGUGGCAGAAAAUAAAUGAUAGUGUUUGCAAGUUUGUUGGAUACUAUGAUAAUGCUUUGAGUCAAAGAAGUCGUGGCCAGUCGGAAGAUGAAGUUCUCCAAGUUGCAUACGAUAACUACUUCAACUAUUACAAAUGUAGAUUCACGCUUGAACAUGCAUGGAGGAAGCUCCGUCAUGAUCCAAAAUGGCGUAGUUAUUACAUGUCUCAAAAUUCCAAGACUAGUGGAAGUUCAAAACGACCAAAACUGAAUGAAGUUGUCACAGUUUCUUCAAGCUCUAACACAGAAAGUAACGUAGAGGAACUAGCUGUGUCUCGUCCUGUGGCUGUGAAGUCACCAAAGCUUAAAGAGAAGAUAGUUGUUACUGAAACAACAACGAAUGAAGAAGAAAGGGAGUCCAACCCUCGAUCAAAGCUCGAGAAGUUGUGGGCUCUAAAUGAGAAAGACAUAGUUGAGAGGAAUAAGCUAUCAAGGAUAGAGCUGCUUAGAAGCCUUCUCGAAAAAACAGGAAAACUUUCAGAAAAAGAAGAAGCUUUGAAGAACAAACUCAUCGAUGAGAUGCUCUAAUCUUAAGCUUGUAUCGUGCAACUUAAUAUAUAUAUAUUGUAAAAAUAUGCUUUAGCUAAGGUGAUAAAUUCACGUCCAAGACUUCCGUUCUCAAGGAGUGCUUUUGGCUUGGAUGUAGGAGCUAGUGUAGAUUAAUCUAGUGAUAGUUGUUUUUUGCAUGCGUCACCUGUUGUUUGAAUUUGCGAUUCCCUCUUGUGGUGGUGGGCUAUGUUUCUGAGGAUUUUUAGGUGUUUUUCACCGGUUUUUGGAUUUUACCCUUGUAUGUUUAUCAGAUGUUAAGAAAAAACACUGUCUAGUGUUUGUCUGGGUUUUGUAAAGAGAAAGUAUUAGAGAGAUGGGAUCUGAUUUGGUUAUAUAGUGUUUUUGUUCGGUUAUUGAGUGCAAAUUCAAUAUUUGUCUUCCAUCCAGUAAAGAAAAGAA